AUGACUCCCCAGGGUAGGGUAUUACUGAAACGAUUUAUGGGCUGUUGGCACAAAAUGUUUAAAGGGCAAAAUUUGCUUGUGACAAACACAGUGAGCUCUGGGAUACUUUUCGCUGUUGCAGAUUCUAUUCAACAGGCACGGGAGAUCAAGAAAGAUUCUGAGAAAAGUCGAGACUGGUGGAGGACAGGUAGGAUGUUUGUCAUUGGCACUUGCUUGGCUCCAGUGGAUCACUAUUGGUAUAUCUGGCUGGAUCGGGUACUACCAGGGGCAUCAAUUCAAACAGUAAUGCAGAAGAUUCUCGUGGAACAAAUUCUGGCAUCACCCAUCCUUUCGGUUAUAUUUUUCUUGGGUAUGGGCUCCUUGGAGGGACAAACUCUGAAUGGAAGCUGGAAUGAAUUUCAAAGCAAAUUUUGGGAAUUGUAUAAGGCAGAAUGGUGUGUGUGGCCACCAGCCCAAUUAAUCAACUUUUAUUUCUUACCUACUAAGUACCGUGUAUUGUAUGUUAAUUUCAUAUCCCUGGGCUGGGAUAUCUACUUGUCCUAUCUGAAACACAGGGUAUCAGAGGAUGAAAAAGUAUGA
Staurois parvus is the source of this 579-nucleotide messenger RNA. Lineage: Eukaryota; Metazoa; Chordata; Amphibia; Anura; Ranidae. The record is from the annotation of a GenBank genome assembly.